Molecule: messenger RNA, 873 nt
Organism: Lodderomyces margitis
Lineage: Eukaryota; Fungi; Ascomycota; Pichiomycetes; Serinales; Debaryomycetaceae
Gene: CSI2
Product: Csi2p
Exons: 1
Coding region: 1-873 (290 amino acids)
Biological process (GO): rRNA processing; ribosomal large subunit assembly
Cellular component (GO): nucleolus
Molecular function (GO): rRNA binding
Source: RefSeq, a predicted model, not a curated record
AUGUCAGCUAUCUAUAAAGCUUUACAGUCUAAAACGUCAAAAGACACCCUGGACAAAACUAAACACAUCAACAGACAACGCUUACUAGUCAUAUCAUCACGAGGCAUCACCUAUAGACAUCGUCAUCUAAUUAGUGAUUUAUUAACCCUUUUACCACAUGCCAGAAAGGAGCCUAAAUUCGACACCAAAAAGAAUCUUUAUCAAUUGAAUGAAGUUGCUGAGUUGUACAACUGUAACAACAUUUUCUUUUUCGAAUGUAGAAAACAUCAAGAUUUAUAUCUUUGGAUUGCUAAACCUCCCAACGGACCCACUGUUAAAUUCCAUAUACAAAAUUUACAUACUUUGGAUGAAUUAAAUUUCAUUGGAAAUUGCUUAAAGGGGUCAAGGCCAAUUUUAAGUUUUGACAAACUGUUUGAAUCAUCGGAUCAUUUCAAAUUAUUGAAGGAAAUGUUUGUUCAAACAUUUGGUGUGCCCCCCAACGCCAGAAAACUGAAACCAUUUAUUGAUCACGUCAUGACAUUUGCAAUAGUUGAUGGCAAGAUUUGGAUUAGAAAUUAUCAAAUUAAUGAAACUUUGGAAACUAAGGAAAACGAAGACGGUAAUGACGUUGACGUUGAUAGUUUGAAUUUGGUUGAAAUUGGACCUAGAUUGGUCUUAACCUUGAUUACCAUCUUGGAAGGUUCAUUUGGUGGACCCAAGAUUUAUGAAAAUAAGGAAUACGUGUCACCUAAUUUCGUUAGAGCUCAAAUUAAACAACAAGCUGCUCAGCAGGCUAGAAGUAGAGCCGAGGCUGCUUUGGAAAGAAAAGUUAAAAAGAGAAGCCAAGUGAUGCAAAAAGAUCCAUUGUCUAAUGAUGCAUUGUUUAAAGAGUAA